Molecule: messenger RNA, 2360 nt
Organism: Chiloscyllium plagiosum (whitespotted bambooshark)
Lineage: Eukaryota; Metazoa; Chordata; Chondrichthyes; Orectolobiformes; Hemiscylliidae
Product: brain-specific homeobox protein homolog
Biological process (GO): regulation of transcription by RNA polymerase II; central nervous system development; neuron differentiation
Cellular component (GO): nucleus
Molecular function (GO): RNA polymerase II cis-regulatory region sequence-specific DNA binding; DNA-binding transcription factor activity, RNA polymerase II-specific
Source: RefSeq, a predicted model, not a curated record
UGGGGGUGGGGGAGACUGUAUAAGAAUGUGCCCCUCAUCCCCUGCGCACACACACACGCCUCCGGUCUCCAUGGAGCGAGCCCUUUCCCCGGCUGCCUUCCCGGAUUGCUGUGCCUUUUAUCCGGCUCCAUGCACCAAGUUCCGUCAGGCGGCUCCAGCCGGGAAGCGGGACUUCACGGUGGAGUUCCUACUCUCCAAGCCUCCCCCCGGGAGAGCAGCCUGCACUGAGCACAGCCUCCAGCCCUACCCCUGUGUCCCACUGCCGGCCUGCUGCCCUGCCCUCUGCCAGUCUCCAGGAUACUACCCUCCACUCUGGCACAGCUGCUUCGCCAUGUACCGUGCAGAUUGGAGGUUCAGUCCAGCUCCCCUGGUGUGUCCCAGCCCUGCCAGACAGGUCAAGUUAAAACGCUACAGAGCUAUCUUCACCCAAGAGCAGCUCGCAGUGUUGGAGAGGGAGUUCAAGAAAAACCACUACAUCGUCGGUCCUCAGAGGGUGACCUUAGCUGCUGCUGUGGGCCUUACAGUACUCCAGGUGAAGGUCUGGUUUCAAAACAGGCGGAUCAAGUGGAAGAGAGACACUGAGAAAUGUCAAACUGGACGAGUGGUGUGUGAGGAAGGGGACGUGGAAGAUUCUCAAGAUGGACACUGACCCAUUAACCACAGGAAAGGGAAGCGAUCUCCCAGAGAGGGAAGUGUCUGAUCCUCUGCAAACAUCAGUCAUUUGGGGAUUUCCAUUUGUUCAAUUUCACGUUUUCUCAAAUGAACUGUUAUACUUCUGUACACAAAAGAAACUGAGACUCGUUAAACAAAAUUGAUCGUCUUAUGAAUGUCUGGUUGGGUGUAUGGAGCUCCGUUCUAUGGAGAUGUGGACUAACUUAAUUAUAAAUCACGGUUGAUCAGGAUCCCUUGUUUGCUUGUGAUUUGUGACUCCAGGUUUAAGUGAUUCCCUUGUUCACAUUUGCAGAUAUUUUAAUCAUUUUUAAACAUGUCAUUAUGACGCACCUCUGGAAUAAGUGGGACUUGAACCCUGCCUUCUGUGUUCUUAUUUGUGUUUGCACACCCUACAAGGUUGUAGUCACAUUGACGUUUGAGAUCAUUGCAUUCGAAGGUCCAGAAGACCAGCAAUGCAAAGCUGAAUGCAAUGAAGAGGGCAUGAACCCUUUGUGGUGGUCAUUAUAGGGGCUUGGUGCAAUGUAAUGAAAGGCAGAGAUUGCAGUCAGUAAGGGUUAAGGCUUUCUAUGAAUGAGCUGGGAAAGGGCAUGACAAGUAGUGCAGCAAUGGAUAUUGGAGAUGUGCUGGAAUAUCCUUAAGAAAUGGCUGGGGUAGAAGUCCCAAAUUAGUCUUGUUCCUCUGACUCCUUAGAUAGAAUAGUAUUUCAGUCUCUGGAACCUCUUCCACAACUCAUUUAGCUAAUGGUCUAUCUCUACAUCAAUUGCUCACCUUUUCAAAUAUAUUGAUGCCUUUAUUUAAUCUUUAAAUUUCUGUCUAAUUACAUUAUUUCAGAAGCACAGUUUGUGCUGCAUUUGAUCCUUGACCCAUCAGUCUUGCUGCUUUUGGCCUUUUCAUGGUAUUUUUAUUCAUUUUUGAUUUAGAUCUGACUAGAGAAUAAAUUACCAAAUCAUUGAGUCAGAAAAUGCUGAUUUAAAUUUCUUAUUUUGACAGAGAACAGAGAAUCUGAAUCAAGUCCUUAAUGAAAAAUAACCUUGGUCUUCCCAGUCACAUCAAAUACUGAGAGUACUGGGCUAAAUGAACCAAAUGGCAAAAUAUUCUCCUGAUCUUUGCAAAAUCAUAAAACUGGUGUAAAAAGGCAGGUAUUAUUUCUGAGGGAACUCCUGGCUUUUUACAUUCAAUUCACAUAUUCCAUUCUCAUUAAUAUGAUCGUUCCCCUCUUGUUAUUCCAUCUGCAAACUAAAUAAGUAACCAACUCUCUUGCACUCCGGGAGCUGUAAUUAUCAUUAACUGUGAGUCCAAUUCCUUCUUAAGGGUAGUCCAAAAAUAAUUUUAAUAAUUAGCCAUUUAUGGAGCAAUCAACAAAGCUCAUAGCCAAACCUCUGGGGCAUAUUGUCAUCACAAACACUCACAUUUUAAUUUAGUUACUGUUUCCUUUGAUUUAUUUGCUAUCUGGCUAUUUACUGUUUUCAUUUCUUUUAUUUGGCUUGAUGACCAUUGCCCUCAUGGUCAAUGAAAAGAGAUUUUGUUUUCUUUACAAAUAGGCAUUUGACCGAACAACAGAGAAAAAUCGAACAUUAUAGCAUCGAUCACUUUAUCCAGGGGAAUAAAUGCUCGUCCAACCAAUUAUACUCACACCCCAUGAAUGAAUAUGUAAUAUAUUUGUUUAAACUAUCAGUUUUAUUAUAAUA